UUACAAUACUUGUGGCCACAGUCUUCGCUUUUGUAUCAUAUCUGUGGAGUGAUUAGUGGACUGGCCAUCCGCAAUGGAUUACUCCGCUACCUGGAGCUGUCGGAAACCAGAAUACGGUCACUAGAUAGAAUAUUCAUUUGCUUUGGAACUCUUCCUGUAGCUCGGUUUAUACCCUCUCGGCAGGAAGGAUCUGGGCUGUACAUUGCAAAUUAUGGAGCACAUGACAGACUUCCAUUCUCUUAUACAAAUGUACAGGGGCCAAACCUGUUUACUGAUAUGUCAUUGGAUGGGAUGGCUGCACAGACUGCAUCCCAUGGCCAUAUUCAAGACACUUCUGUUUGGUUUGGACGUGAUGAGACACUGGAAGAGGCGAUGUUGGAAGCUGGCAUUCUGGCAUCUUUAAGGGAAUAUGAGCAACAGGAAACACAGAGACAUGAACUAACCUUGAACAAAUCCAGUGUGUCAGCACUUAGGCUUCAGCAACUAGAACGCAUGGGAUUUCCCACAGGACCUGCAGUUGUUGCAUUAGCAGCAACAGGGAAGGUAGAAGGUGCAGUGUCCCUUCUUGUAGAAGGACAGGUUGGUGAAGACAUUGCAGUGAACACUGAAAGACAGACUGGCAGUGGACUGCAAACCUCAUCUGACACACAGCAAUUAAACCUAUGA
Molecule: messenger RNA, 666 nt
Organism: Staurois parvus
Lineage: Eukaryota; Metazoa; Chordata; Amphibia; Anura; Ranidae
Source: the annotation of a GenBank genome assembly